Aplysia californica (California sea hare) is the source of this 1829-nucleotide messenger RNA. RefSeq names its product probable serine carboxypeptidase CPVL. The record is from RefSeq and is a predicted model, not a curated record. NCBI's taxonomy places the organism in Eukaryota, Metazoa, Mollusca, Gastropoda, Aplysiida, Aplysiidae. Gene Ontology annotation, molecular function: serine-type carboxypeptidase activity. The transcript has 3 exons. The coding region runs from base 231 to 1622 and encodes 463 amino acids. Gene Ontology annotation, biological process: proteolysis.
GGUGGGGAGCGGAGCGUCUCGACAGGCGGCGUGAGGGGUUCAGGCACGAGAGAAGAAGGAAGGAGAGAAGGAGCCGCGCCAGAGUUGCAGCGAAUGCCGCUGCUGCUACGGCUGUUCCUGCCGUGGGCAGUGGUGAUGGCACAGAUGAAGGGACAGUUUAAUCACUGAACACGGUCCACGUUUGGGAGCGGCGUGCGCGGAGCUUCGACAAGGCUUGCGUGAGUGCCGCUAUGGACGCCAGGUCCAAGGCCUUAUUGGCCUUCCUGGUUUCCAUGGUGAUCGCGUUGAGCAACGCGAACCCUCCACCCGUGGAGCCCCCUGGAGCGCCGUUACUACUGACGCCCUUGCUUGACAACGGAAAUAUUGACAAGGCUCGGGCGCUGAGUGAGAUAGACCGGGAAGAAUUCCCGUCCCUUCCUCGCAGCCAUGCGGGGUACUUGACGGUGGACAAGGAGUUAGGAAAUCAUUUGUUCUUUUGGUAUUUCCCGUCUCACACAAAUCCCAAAGCUCCUCUUCUCAUAUGGCUAAACGGAGGUCCGGCUGUAUCAUCUAUGCUAGGCCUGUUGUGGGAGCAUGGGCCCAUUGAAGUACGUACGGAUGCACAAGAGAAGGUCACAUACGGAGCGAGAAAUCACACGUGGGUCGGCCCUUUUUCUAUCGUGUAUGUGGACAACCCGGUGGGCACAGGCUACAGUUUCUCUGACAGUGGCGCCAAGGGCUUUAAGAUCACUCAAGACGACUACACCGCCGACCUUUACAGUUUCGUGCUCCAGUUCAACAAGAUGUUCCCUGAAUUCAAAACCAGAGGCAUGUACAUCGGAGGACAGUCGUACGCUGGCAAAUACGUACCAUCGCUGGGAUACAAAAUUCAUCAGAGUAAAAAGACGGACAAAGCGUGUGCUGAGUUAAAGCUUCUCGGAGUGGUGCUGGGUAGCCCGUAUUUUGAUCCGGAGACGGAAAGUGUAGCGUUCUUUGACUACUUAUACGCCUUAGGAGCUCUUAGUCAUGCAGACAAGGAGAGGCAUAAGAAAAAAGUUGUAAAAAUGUAUCAAAGCUUCUUAGACGGUGGCCAGUCAAACGCCACAUUCUCCGAACUUUUCACCGACCUUGUGCUGCUCAACGAACUUCCUCUGCCAUCUUUGGAUAACUACGUCACGGGCAAAGACGCCAACUACAACGCUGUUCAGAAAAUGAUGACGUCCAAGGAGUUCCGGAAAGCGGUGCAUGUCGGGAACACCAAGUACUUUGUCUCAAACGACGCAUUGUCAGAAAUGUACGGGCCGGAUGUGCUUGUGAGUACAAAAGCCAAGCUGGCAGUUCUCAUGGACAACUACAAGGUCUUGUUGUACAACGGGGACUAUGACGUCGUGGUCAGUUCGGCCAUGAUUGAGGCGGCGUUAUUGACCAUGUCCUGGUCCAGACAACGCGAGUACAACGACACGCACAGACUCACCUGGAAGGAAAAAAGUAAUCUGGGAGGUUUCUACUCCCAGACCGGACAGUUCUGUCGAGUGGUCAUCCAUGGUGCUGGACAUCAGACACCGCAUGACCAGCCCGAAGCCUGCUUCAGAAUGGUGGACGCUUUUGUACAUCGCGGUUGUAUUGGUUCGGGAAACGCCUAGCGUGUGGCUGGUAUAGCGAUUUCGGCUCUGUGUAUUUGGUGUGUGAGUAUAUCAUGUGGGUUUGUGUGACAUAUCUGACUGUUUUGAAGGGCUGGAUCCUCGCUUGUUGACAGCGGGGCAGCCUAGGUGUGUGUAGGUCAAAUGUGUUCUUUUUGGGGCAGGUGUGUGUGUGUGUGUGUGUGUGUGUGUGUGUGUGUGUGUGUGUGU